AUGUACUUCUCCAAGGCUAGCAUCGUGGCUUUGCUGGCGGCCGUACCCAGCACCCUCGCCUGUCUCGGAUACGAGGGCGGCGUUCCCACUGCGACUUCCACCAAGACCAACAGCAAGUACAUUGAGGUUCCCGCUGGCACUGUCUACGACGGUGGUUGGGCCAGGUUCGACCGUGGUUCUGGUGCUUGCACCAGCGGUGAAGGAGGUGAUGCCGAUGCCGUCUUUAUUCUCCGCAAGGGCGCAACUCUGAAGAACGCCAUUAUUGGCAAGAACCAGAAGGAGGGCGUUCACUGCGACGGACCUUGCACUCUCGAGUUUGUGUGGUUCGAGGAUGUUUGUGAGGAUGCCAUCACUGUUAAGAACGAUAAGGCUGGCGACCACACCUGGAUCAUUGGUGGUGGUGCGUACAAGGCCAGCGAUAAGAUUGUUCAACACAACGGCUGCGGCACCGUGAACAUCAUCAACUUUUACGCGAACGACAGUCAGUGCAAGCGCAACGUCUACGUCGAGGGCACUACCGCCCGCAACGGUGGCGAAGUUGUUGGCAUCAACUCCAACUAUGGCGACACCGCCACCCUCAAGAACGUCUGCACCGACGCUAAGAACCCGUGCCAGAUGUACACCGGAUGUGCCGGUGGCUGCGAGCCCGUCAAGUCAGGUGUUUGCUCCGGAUAA
This is a messenger RNA of Colletotrichum fioriniae, 675 nucleotides long. Lineage: Eukaryota; Fungi; Ascomycota; Sordariomycetes; Glomerellales; Glomerellaceae. The record is from RefSeq and is a predicted model, not a curated record.